This is a messenger RNA of Hyaena hyaena (striped hyena), 2865 nucleotides long. RefSeq names its product coiled-coil domain containing 62 (gene CCDC62). The coding region runs from base 138 to 2180 and encodes 680 amino acids. The record is from RefSeq and is a predicted model, not a curated record. NCBI's taxonomy places the organism in Eukaryota, Metazoa, Chordata, Mammalia, Carnivora, Hyaenidae. The transcript is spliced from 13 exons.
UGGGCGCUCGCUUGGGCCGGCCGUGGGCGCGGGGCUCCGGGGUUCGGGGCUCGCCCCCGCUCCGGGCAGGCGCGCCUAUGGCCUUCCUCAGGUGACGCUGAGCUCCCCGACUUUCUCCGGGGGCGGAGGAAACACCCAUGAUCCCUUCGGCGACCUUAUUCGCCGGGCGCCAGAACAUCGGGUCUGAAGUUGAGAUUUCCACUAUUGAGAAACAGCGGAAAGAGCUGCAGCUGCUCAUUGGAGAAUUAAAAGAUCGCGAUAAAGAGCUCAAUGACAUGGUUGCAGUACAUCAGAGACAACUUCUUUCAUGGGAAGAGGAUCGGCAGAAAGUGUUGACUUUGGAAGAACGUUGCAGCAAAUUAGAGGGUGAACUACAUAAAAGAACUGAAAUAAUCAGGUCACUCACGAAGAAGGUAAAAACUCUUGAAUCUAAUCAAACUGAAUACCAAGUGGCUCUUCAGAAGACUCAACUGCAGCUUCAGGAAAUGGCUCAAAAGGCAACCCAUUCCUCUCUCCUUUCUGAAGACCUUGAGGCUAGAAAUGAAAAUCUCAGCAACACAUUGGUGGAGCUUUCUGCCCAGGUAGGACAGCUACAAGCGCGAGAACAGGCUCUCACUACGAUGAUUAAGCUAAAGGACAAAGAUAUUAUCGAGGCCGUCAAUCACAUUUCAGACUGCUCAGGAAAAUUUAAAUUGUUAGAGCAUGCCCUGCGUGACGCUAAGAUGGUGGAGACUUGUAUCGUGAAGGAAAAACAAGAUUACAAGCAGAAAUUGAAGGCACUUAAAGUUGAAGUCAAUAAACUAAAAGAGGAUCUAAAUGAAAAGACAACAGAAAAUAAUGAACAACGAGAAGAGAUCAUUCGCCUCAAGCAAGAGAAAAGUUGCCUGCAUGAUGAAUUGGUUUUUACUGCAGAGAGAGAAAAAAGGAAAGAUGAGUUACUUGAUAUUGCCAAGUCAAAGCAAGAACGUACAGACGCAGAACUGCAUAAUCUGAGACAGAUUUAUGUAAAACAACAGAGUGAUCUUCAGUUUCUUAAUUUUAAUGUGGAAAAUUCUCAGGAAUUAAUACAGAUAUAUGACUCAAAGAUGGAGGAAUCAAAGGUUCUGGAAUCCAGCAGGGACAUGUGUUUGUCAGACCUUGAGAAUAACCACCUAAAAGUCAAUAUUAAGAGGGAGAAAAAUCAGAAGUCACUGGUUAAAGACCCAAAAUUUGAGACCAUGUUGGUUCAGCAAAAUAGGUCAGACAAGAGUCCUUGUGAUGCGUGCCAUGAGAAGAGACUACAGGCUAAUACUUCAUUUGGGGAGAAAAGUGUAAUUGCUGUCUCAUCUCUAUUUACAAAAGACUUCCUGGAGAAGCAAAAGUCUUGGUCUCUAGGAGGAAAAAUGCAGAUGGAAGCUGAAAACAAAAGUACAUUUUGCAAGAUUCAUGCAAAGUCACUAAAAGGGACCAGGAGCGGGAUUCAGAAUGAAGGGAAACAACUGUCAGAAACAUCAGCGUCCUUCUCUGAUGAGAAACAGUGGCAUGAUGUCAACGUGUACCUGGGCCUGGCCAACUGCUCUGGGGCAAAACAGCCAGAGAAGCUGGACGUUGAAUGUCAAGACGAUGUGGAAAGGUCUGGAGUCUCCUGUUGCCAUAAAAAUGAAGCCUGUCUGGGGGAAAGUGACAUAUGUGAAUCCAAGUGCUGCCACCCGAGUAACUUCAUCAUCGAGGCCCCAGGCCACAUGUCUGACAUGGAAUGGAUGAGCAUUUUCAAGCCUUCCAAAGUGCAAAGAAUCGUUCGCCACAAAUCCGUGUGUACUUGUGCAGAAAGUGCCAGUGGACGGAAAUACAACUCCUCCACGAGUGAGCUAAUCGCCAUCCAGCAUUCCCACUGUCUGGGUUCUCCGAAAUCUGCAACAAGAGAAGAUGAGAAAUCGAUAGAGACAGAGCCUUCUCCUGAUACCAAGAACUCACCUAAGAUUUUGUUGUUCAACAAAGAGGCACCGUUGUCCAGUGAUAAGGAUGACUUUUCGCCCACAAGCAAGCUUCAGCGUUUGCUGGCAGAGUCUCGCCAGAUGGUUACGGACCUGGAGUUGAGCACCCUGCUCCCCAUCAGCUCUGAGAGUUUCAACAGCAGUGCCAAAAAUAACUUAGAAGUCUCAGAAGAGUCAGCUCAAAAAAAUACCGUCCUUACUAACUGAGAAAACAAAAGUCAACUUCAGUAUUCACUGUGAUCAUAGAAGCCGAUUUUCCAACUUUGGAAGGCAGGAAGCAGACAUCAAUACCUAAUGCUUAACCUUGAAACAAAAGAGGAUUGUAAUCCUUUGUAAGCAACAUUUAAUACCAAAGGGAAGCGGAAACCGAAAGUUAGUUUUUCAACAUCUGUAUUUUAUUGGUUUUCAAGUUGACCGUUUUCAUGUUGAAGAAAUAUUGCUUUAUGUUAAGCAGUUAGACCUUAUUGUGUAUUGUCUGUAUACACUUGGAAUUCUGCUCAGAGAGAAAAAGAUGCAGACUAGAAUUAAGUACUAGAGAAGCUCUUUAAAAGUGUGAGCAUCCAGGCGAGAACCCCUGCGUAUAAAGUGCUAUUUCCACUCUCUGAUUUAAAAAAAGAAAAAAAAAGAAAACCCUGUGCUUGCAUUUAAAUUACAACCAACGGAGACAGCUGCAAAUAUUCUGAGAACUAGUAGCCUUUUCAUUUGUGGCUUUUGCUCUGGACUUCGCUGUGUAAAAUAUGAUAGAAUAUAUUUUUAACUGGAAAGUAUCUCCUCAGGUACUGACAGUUGAGGCCCUUCUGUCCCAAAGCUGAACAGUAGGAGAGUUCCCGUCUACUUAGACAAACAAAAGCUCGCUGGAAGAUCAAGUUUUACGUGCGGUAUUUUUUUUUUU